Molecule: messenger RNA, 1176 nt
Organism: Giardia duodenalis
Lineage: Eukaryota; Fornicata; Diplomonadida; Hexamitidae
Product: TatD related DNase
Exons: 1
Coding region: 1-1176 (391 amino acids)
Molecular function (GO): hydrolase activity, acting on ester bonds
Source: RefSeq, a predicted model, not a curated record
AUGAAGGAUACGUACCGCCAGAGCCCUUCUAGGUCCUGGCGCGGUGAAGCGUCCGGAGAUAUAGGAGUGAAUGGACCAACGAAAAUUGACCGCACGGACACCGUCCGCAUGUCGAGGUAUGCGCAGCUGGUCGCCCUCUCUGGCACCCAGACCGUCAUCGACGACGGGAAGCGUGCAUCCAGCGGUUGUCUGAGGUGCACGCUGUGCGAUCUCGCCUUCAAGGACUCCCUGGCCCUGGUGCAACACCUGUCGUCCGAGGCCCACCGCCAGCGGAGCGGCCAGCUCGAGGAGCCCCUGCUACUGCUGAGGACGUCCGACGGUUCUUCCAGACCCACGCUGAUCUCUCCGAUGCCCCCAGGGGCGACACUUAAAAUGCUUGACGCUCACUGCCACUUCAGUUCGGCGUUUGUCGGCACCUGGUUCAGGCCGGACCACGUCUAUCUCCUGAACGCCACAGACCCGACUCAGUUCGAAGACCUUGCCGAGUUCAGGAGGAUCCAUCCCCUCUCUGUACGAGUCGGGUACGGAGUGCACCCGUACUACCUGCACAUGCACCCCGAUCUUGCAGCGACACUGGCUGAAGUCAGAGCAAGACUGGCUGCGGACCAGACCGCGUUUGUGGGGGAGAUAGGCCUGGACACUCGGCCGGCCGCGCUGGCUGACUCUCCACUGGACACACAGACCCGCUACUUUUCCCCGCAGCUGGAGAUGGCCUUCGAGAUGAACAGGGACUGCAACGUCCACAUCAUCUCUCGUAAGCCUGGCCUCUGGCCUAUCUUCACGGAGCAGCUGGAGGCCAUGGCCAGGAAGUAUGCCAGCUACAAUCGCAGCAUUAUAAUGCACUCCUACAACGGGACCCACGAGACAUUCCGCAAGCUGCAGGCUGCCGUCUCUACAUGCCACGGACGCGUGCUCCUUUCCGUGUCCCACUUCACAGAGGCAAACAAGGCCACCCGGGCGUGCAUACGGAAGUCUGACAAGGAGUGCCUGCUUCUGGAGACGGACUGGUACCGCGAGGACCAGGACGACUGGGACAGGUCAAUGGCGACCGCGAUUGAGGUUCUUGCGUCUGAGCGCAGCCUAUCCAGGGACGAGGCGCUUUCUCUUGUGAGGGACAACUGGCGCCGGCACGAGCUGCUGCCUCCUGGUCUCAGUGCUGCUCAGUUGGGCAUGUAA